Messenger RNA from Paramecium sonneborni, 727 nucleotides. Lineage: Eukaryota; Ciliophora; Oligohymenophorea; Peniculida; Parameciidae. The record is from the annotation of a GenBank genome assembly.
AUGGGAACAAAAAUAGUAGGAUUAUUUUGGAUUUGUUUAUUCUUCUUUAGUUUUGCAGGAGUACCAACAUAUACAAUGAUAAAUCUAUGUAUAUAUUUAGAAGAAGAUGAAGGUAAGAAGAAUUAUUUACUGGCAAUAAUUAUAAGUGUGUUUUAUACAUUAAUUUAUUUGGUGUAUACAUUAUAUCAUAAAGAACUUUUGACAUUAUUCAUAUUGAAUUUACACUAUUUUGCUUAAUUGAAUGAAGAUAGAAAUUAAGAUCGAUAGAUAUUGAGUUUUCCAAGUGCAAGAAGUUAAAAGAAGUUUAUUUAUUCAAUAAAAGAGAAAAUGAAUAAAAAUAAUAUAUUAGAAUAUCCAUAAUAAAUGAUGAAGAUUUCAAGCACUUAUUAUUUACCAGAUGAAUUAGUUAUGAGAAGACAUUAAACAGAAGUUAAUGUAAUUUAAAAUAAGUAAGCUACAAUAACUGAGGUAGCAAUUUAAGAAGCUCCAAUGAAAUAAUGUUUUAAUUGUUUUUAAAGAUAAAGUUGUGUAGUAUAUAUGCCAUGUGGUCAUGGAGGAAUGUGUUAAGAAUGCGCUAUAUAAUGGUUUGAAUAAAAUAAAGAAUGUCCUAUUUGUAGAAGUGUAAAUAUUUAUAUUUAUUCUGAAUUAGAAAAGUAAAGCUAUACUCUUAAUAGAGUAGAUUGAUGAUUAGACAGUUAAGGUUGUUGAAAUUAUUGCUUAAAAGUGA